CAUCAUCAAACAAUCAACUCGUCAAACUUCUCAAGAUGUCAUUCUCAAAACUCAUCUCAAGACAAUCUACUCGACUCUUAACCAAAUCAAUCACUUCUUCUAAACCUACUCAACUCGGGGCUCGUUCUAGACUCUUUACUUCUUCAUCUAUCCAAUCCGGAGCCGAUCAUCACGAUGAUCACCAUGACGCACGCCCUCCGAUCAUCCAAGGUGUUGGUGCCAAGCCUGGUACCGUGCCUACCGAUCUCGAACAGGCCACUGGUAUCGAACGUUAUGAGAUCUUAGCUCGAAUGGAAGGUCUUGAACCCUUUGACAACAAACCUCUAGCUGUACCUCACAUGGGUACACUUGCUGACCCAGUCAAAGUGUUUUCACUUGAAAGAACUAGAAUUGUAGGUUGUACUGGAUUCCCAGUUGACUCUCAUGAUACAAUUUACAUGAAAGUCUCAGACUCUAGACCUCGUCGGUGUGGUGAAUGUGGCUGUGCAUACGUCAUUGAUUAUCACGGUGAACCAGAUGCUCCAAAGCCUAAACUCUCCGUUCUUCAUGAACAUCCAGGAGAGAAACCAAGAUUGAAAUGGGGUUGGGGUGAUAUGACCACUCAUACUGGUGGUAAUCAACGUUAAAUCUGAACAUCAAGACUUUCUCUUUAAUUGUUUGUCUUUUUGUUUCUUUUAACUCAUUCACUACCAUAUAUUUCUCAGAGUAUCAAAAUUUCAAUUCAAAAGAGUUAUUGAUCUGCCUU
This is a messenger RNA of Melampsora larici-populina 98AG31, 745 nucleotides long. RefSeq lists its product as uncharacterized. Gene Ontology annotation, cellular component: mitochondrial envelope. The coding region runs from base 36 to 626 and encodes 196 amino acids. Lineage: Eukaryota; Fungi; Basidiomycota; Pucciniomycetes; Pucciniales; Melampsoraceae. The transcript is spliced from 4 exons. Gene Ontology annotation, biological process: mitochondrial electron transport, cytochrome c to oxygen. The record is from RefSeq and is a predicted model, not a curated record.